AUGAACACAUUAUACCCUAACGAUUUCAAGUGGAGAAAAAACACAAACUUUCCGCAACGGCGAAAGGAUGAAGGCAAAUUGAACAUUGCAUGCGGUGAACACAUACAUUUCGAUCGCGAAGAUCAGUGCGAAGGAAGGCUUACAAACAGUAAUUGUGACACAAUGUCCGUGGAUAGUAGUAACUAUUAUUCUUCAAACGAAUCUCUUCACGUUGAAAGUGAAGGAGGAAACCGAACAAAAAGACAGAUGAAGGGGAAAUCCAACAAAUCACAUGUUUUGCGUCCUGUUGCUUUGGAUUGUGAAAUGGUCGGUGUAGGAAAAGAAAAGUCAAGUGCCUUAGCAAGGUGUAGCGUUGUUAGCUACGAAGGAGAUGUCCUUUACGACGCAUACGUUAAACCCGACAAGCCCAUCACGGAUUACAGAACACAAUGGAGUGGUAUUAGACCAAAACACAUGGACAACGCUAUACCAUUUCGUUCAGCGAGGAAAAAAGUUAAAAGACUUAUCAAAAAUCGUGUACUUAUAGGUCAUGCCUUGCAAUUUGACCUGAAAGUGCUCAAGUUGAAACAUUACUCAGAUCUAAUCAGGGACACUUCUAAGCACAUACCUUUGCGAGCGUUAGCAGGUUUCCCUAGGAACUCAACACCAUCACUAAAACGCCUGACAAAGCAGUUGUUGAAGUGGGAUAUUCAAGUGAACGAACACUGUUCGGUGGAGGAUGCAAGAGCAGCUAUGCUCUUGUACAGAAAGUGUGAGAAGCAGUGGGAAAAGGAUACUAAAGGAAAGGGUGACCAGUCUUAUUUAGCAGAUACUUAUUGGCCAAAUUGGACAGAGUCUGUUAAGUAA
This is a messenger RNA of Porites evermanni, 846 nucleotides long. The record is from the annotation of a GenBank genome assembly. NCBI's taxonomy places the organism in Eukaryota, Metazoa, Cnidaria, Anthozoa, Scleractinia, Poritidae.